CACCCCGCUGCGCGCAUGGAUAUCUUCAUUAAAAGUGCUGCGGUGUCAGGUGUUCUGCUGUCUAGUUAUUUGAUCGCAAACUCGAGUCCACCGAAGCAGCGUGGGGAGAUGGCGUCGCGGCGGACGAAAAACACAAGAAGCGUGCAGAGUAAAGAAGAGCUGAGCCGGGAAAUGCGGCGCAGCAAGCUGGCACUAUUCAUCCAACAGUUUGAGAAAGAAGCCCAAGAGCGCGUAAACGAGAUGGAGGCCAAAAUGGAGAACACGCUGGCCACAGUGGAAAAAGUAUUCAAAGUGGAGCUGAUGAAGAUGCCUCCUUCUCUUCAAAACACCCUCAUAGGGGAUUUAAUAAGCGAGGAGGAAUUCGUAGCCAGUGAGGAAUCAAUAGCCAGUAAGAAUGAGUGUGGUGAGGUACCCCAGCCCCGCAAACAGAUAACCAGUAAAAGAGCUAAACCCACUGAUUCAACAGACCAGUCUGCCCCAACCCACAGGGUCUCAUCCAAAACCUCAAAGGGAGUGAAGGAGACUAAAAGGACGAGGACAUUAGUUUGUAGUAACAGCACUGGAAAUCUCAUCAAACCCUCCUCAGUCAUAACCAAGAGAACUCGCCGCUUGGCAAGUUGCAAGACCAACGACCCGUCCCCGCUGAGCCAGUCCAGACUUAAACUCAGGUCUGUGGUCUCUGCUGGUGAUCUGCACUGUUCUACAGCAGGCUCUACUGCACAUAUCGCUGUAACCACAGCACAGGGGCUGAUGGUGAGCUUUUCUGAAGAGACUAAAGAUGACAUUAACUGGGACAUGCUGGAUGACGUGGCGCGGUGCCAGAUUAAGAAGCUCUCGAGUCUGAUAGAUUAUCUGUCACAGCGGAGUGGCUGCGAUAGAUGACCGAAGAAACCCAAAUAUCCCCGUGUCCAGGAUGUCUGUCCAGAUGGAGCUCAGAAACACAUUUAACUUCAAGAAGUUUCUAUUAUACGUGUUCAGCUGAACAGUGUAUUUACAAUGCAUUUGUGUGGGUUUUAACACUAAUAAUAUAAAGAUUUUAAGUGUUAAUUCAUGACUAAGUGCCAAAUUGUUUGUAUGAUGGUAUUUUAAAUGUGCAGCUGAGGUGUUAGUUUGUUUUUCCUUAAAUGUACCACGUGGAGUAAAUGUUGUGUAAUAGAAACCAAAUGGGGACCAGUGUUAUUGGGUAAUUAACCUAUUUAGGAAUGUCUUUAAAUGCCAUCAGUGUACAGGUUAAACUGAAGGUAGUAUGGGCUAGCCCCUGCCUAGGUAAUGGCUUACACACAUUUCAUGAUAGUAAAACUAAAAGCAAGUAUUAGUCCCCAAUAACUUGAUGCAAACUCUGAACAGAUUUCACACGUUUAUACUGAAGCAAGCACAGGUUUAUUGUUCUAGAUAAAUGAUUUGUAUGAUAAUUGUGGAGAAUGAAAUUGCGCAAUUAAAGUUCAAUAUUCUCAAGUUAAUAAAAUGUACUUUCUUGGUACUGUGGAAUUACAUUUCA
This is a messenger RNA of Haplochromis burtoni (Burton's mouthbrooder), 1498 nucleotides long. RefSeq names its product cell division cycle associated 9 (gene cdca9). Gene Ontology annotation, cellular component: spindle midzone; chromosome passenger complex; chromosome, centromeric region. The record is from RefSeq and is a predicted model, not a curated record. Bases 16 to 882 code for a protein of 288 amino acids. Lineage: Eukaryota; Metazoa; Chordata; Actinopteri; Cichliformes; Cichlidae. Gene Ontology annotation, biological process: mitotic sister chromatid segregation. The transcript is spliced from 10 exons.